Messenger RNA from Musca vetustissima, 592 nucleotides. Its product is annotated as lectizyme-like. The transcript has a single exon. Gene Ontology annotation, molecular function: serine-type endopeptidase activity. NCBI's taxonomy places the organism in Eukaryota, Metazoa, Arthropoda, Insecta, Diptera, Muscidae. The record is from RefSeq and is a predicted model, not a curated record. Gene Ontology annotation, biological process: proteolysis. The coding region runs from base 14 to 589 and encodes 191 amino acids.
CAAACCGGUGGGCAUGGGUGUGGUGGCUGGUCUCCAUAAGCGUACCAAUUUCGAUGAAAAGACCCAAUCUCGUGUGGUCGAUUAUGGUGUAGUCCACGAACAAUAUACCGGUGGUGUUGGUCCCUAUGAUAUUGCUAUGUUGCAUGUGUCGGAACCUUUCGAAUUCAAUGAAUGGGUGAAACCUGUUGCAUUGCCUGCCUAUGAACAGAUUCAUGAUGGUGAGACGCAUUUGUAUGGUUGGGGACAGCCUAAGGCUUUUGUCUUCUCUGCUGCCAGUACUUUGCAAACGGUUACUACCCAGAUUGUUGAAUUCAACAAGUGCAAGGAAGUUUUGCCGGCGGAUGCUCCUCUGCAUGAAACCAAUGUCUGUUCGGAUUCUUUGCAACAAAGCAUUUCGGCUUGUAAUGGUGAUUCUGGUGGUCCAUUGGUUAAGGAAUUCGCCACCAAGGGUGAUGCUGAGUUGAUUGGUAUUGUAUCGUGGGGUUAUAUCCCCUGCGGUAUGGCCCAAAUGCCUUCGAUUUAUACUCGUGUCUCCGCCUAUAUUCCAUGGAUUGCUAAUGUCCAGAAUAAUUAUUAUAAAUCGAUGUAAAGG